Messenger RNA from Mollisia scopiformis, 1338 nucleotides. RefSeq names its product FAD/NAD(P)-binding domain-containing protein. The transcript is spliced from 6 exons. Gene Ontology annotation, biological process: secondary metabolite biosynthetic process. The record is from RefSeq and is a predicted model, not a curated record. Bases 1 to 1338 code for a protein of 445 amino acids. Gene Ontology annotation, molecular function: monooxygenase activity; FAD binding. Lineage: Eukaryota; Fungi; Ascomycota; Leotiomycetes; Helotiales; Mollisiaceae.
AUGACUGGCCCCAAAGAACCGCACUUCAGGGUCAUCAUCGUCGGCGGAGGCGUCGCUGGCCUAGCAGCAUCUAUCGGUCUCCGCCAAAAAGGCCACCACGUGACAAUCCUUGAAAGCACAUCAACUCUCCAAACCCUAGGCGGAAGUCUCUUAAUCCCUCCCAGCGCGGCGCGGGUCCUUGAUAGCUAUGGAUUGUGGGACACGUUCAAGGAAUCGGAGAAUAUACCGCCGGGAAAUACAACGUAUUGGUAUCAAGAUGGGAAAGUGCUUGAAGAGAUCAGCUAUGGAGCGAUGGAGGGAGCUUUUGGAUUUCCGAUUAUGGGAACUCCAAGAGCGAGGUAUCAGAGGUUGCUUUUUGAAGCUGCGGUGAAGCGGGGCGUUGAGGUUAGACUUUCGUGUCGGAUACAGAGCGUGGAUGAGGAUGCCCCUGCUGUGGUAUUGAAGGGUGGCGAAAGAGUUGAGGGUGAUCUGAUCAUUGGCAUCAAGUCCGCUGUUCGCACUACAGUCUUGGGUGGGAAGGACGUCCAACCAAUACCAGAGAGUAUAGCAUACCAAUGCAAUAUCUCAGGAGACGCUAUGAGAAGCAAUCACUUGACAGCUCCGCUCAUGGAAGGAGGAGGUAUACACAGUUGGUACGGUCCAGGAAGUCAAAUGAUAUGCGGCUCAGACAGUGAAAAGUCAUCCUAUCGAGUAACCCUAAUAUUCUACCCCUCACCCUCCAACAAAACAGCAGAAUCUCUUGACGUCCUAGCCGCCAACUCAAGCAGUUCAUACAGAAAAGGUUCCGUAGAAUCAAUGCGCAAUGUCCUGAGAGAUUUCGAGCCUCGAGUGCGGAAGUUCGCAGAGUUGACCCAAGCAGAGGAUUGUUUUCUCUGGAAGAUCGCUCAUUUACCUCCUUUGUCGUCGUGGGUUAGUCGGAGCGGGAAGGUGGCACUUCUGGGAGAUGCGGCUCAUGCUAUGGUGCCGCAUUUGGGGAUGGGAGCAGCAACAGCAGUCGAAGACGGAGGAAUCCUCGCCGAAUGUCUCUCUCGCGCUACUUCCGCAUCAGAUAUUCCAGCAGCCCUCAAAGCAUACGAACGGAUCCGUAAACCACGAGCAGAGCGCAUACAAGCCGCUGCUCUUGUGACUGGGAAGUAUAAAGCGAUGCCUGAUGGGCCGGAGCAGGAGAAGCGAGAUCGUAAGAUGGCGGAGAGGAUGGAUGUCAGGAAUCCGAAAUAUGAAUAUUGGAAGGCGGGUGGUGGAUUGGAGUGGUUGUAUGGAUAUGAUUUUAGGAAAGCUGCGAGGGAGGAACUUGAUAAGGUUUUUGGAGUGGAAGUGGAGAGUAGGGCUAAACUGUAG